CAGAGCCAGAAAAGAUAUAGAGAUGGCUGGAGUGUUACCGUGCCUAACCUUAGCAGCCACUCUUCUGCUAGCAACCAUCAAGAGCGGCACGUCCAGGAUGGCAAAGCCUGGCUGCAGAGAAACCUGCGGCGAUCUCACUAUUCCCUACCCCUUCGGCAUCGGUCCUGGCUGCUACUACAGCCAAGGGUUCGACGUUUCAUGCGAGGAUAACCGCAGUUUCGUGCACAACUCAAGUAGCCGAAUGGAGAUCUACAACAUCAGCCUUCUAGGAGGGCAGGUCCGAAUCAACACCUUGAUUACCUCCAAGUGCUACUACAAGAACGGCACCACCACAGAUGGAUGGGUCUCAACGGGUACUGCUCAGUUUUUCACACUAUCCAGCAAGGCCAACAAGUUAACGGCCAUUGGUUGCUACACUCUUGCAUUCUUGGGAGGCUACAAUGGGCAUACAGCUGCAACAGGGUGCUUAUCUAUGUGCCUGGACCAGCAGAGCGUGGAUCAGAGUGGCCAGUGCUCUGGCAUGGGCUGCUGCCAGACAUCAAUUGCGCCAAACCUCACUUCCUUCAACAUAACCUUCGAUGGGAGGUACAAUAAUUACGAGGUGCUUGGUUUCGACCCAUGCAGCUAUGCCUUCGUCGCUGAGCAGGAUUGGUUCAGGUUUGAGGCUUCUUACCUCGAGGAUAAUAAGUUAACAGAGAAGUUCAAGGAUGGAGUUCCUGCUGUGUUUGACUGGGUUACUGGAAACCAAUCCUGUGAUGAAGCGGUUAAGAACAUAUCAUCAUAUGCCUGCAUUAGCAAGAACAGCCAGUGUGUCAACUCACCAAAUGCUACAGGGUACCUCUGCAACUGCACCGACGGCUUCAAAGGGAACCCCUACCUGGAAGAUGGGUGCCAAGAUAUCAAUGAAUGUCAAAAUCCAGAUCGGUAUCCGUGCCAUGGAAUUUGCAGUAACACAGUAGGGCAUUACAGUUGUUCCAGCCCAUCUGGGAGUCACAGCGUAGAUACAAAGAUCUCAACCUGCAGUCCAGAUGCAGACUCAGAAAAGGCUAAAUUAACAAAAAUGUUUAUAGGUAUUUCAACAUGUGCUAUACUUCUGCUUAACUGCGUUUUUGCACUGCUGAUUGAAUGUCAGAAGAAAAGGCUGAUGAAAGAAAAGGAGAGAUUCUUCCAACAAAAUGGGGGCCUGCUGUUAUAUGAGCAAAUCAGAUCUAAGCAAGUUGACACAGUGAGAAUAUUCACAACAGAAGAACUAGAGCAGGCAACAAACAACUUUGACUCAAGCAGAGAAGUAGGGAGAGGCAGCUAUGGCACUGUUUACAAGGGAAUUCUGAAAGACAACAGAGUAGUAGCCAUCAAACGCUCAAAGAUCAUGAACAUGGUUCAGAAAGAUGAUUUUGUGCAAGAGAUGAUUAUACUUUCACAGAUCAACCAUAGAAAUGUAGUCAAGCUUCUCGGUUGUUGCUUAGAAGUUGAAGUUCCCAUGUUAGUCUAUGAAUUCAUGCCAAAUGGCACUCUAUUUGAUCUGAUACAUGUCACAUACCGAAGCCCAUCCAUUUCUUUAGAAGCUCGUCUCAGGAUUGCCCAGGAAUCUGCAGAAGCAUUGGCAUAUCUGCACUCAUCAGCAUCCCCUCCCAUAGUUCAUGGAGAUGUAAAAUCUCCAAACAUUCUCCUAGGUGACAACUACAUUGCAAAAGUUUCUGACUUUGGAGCAUCAAGAAUGCUUCCGAAGGAUGAAAUACAAUUUAUGACCAUGGUCCAGGGAACUUUGGGUUAUCUAGACCCUGAAUACUUACAAGAGCGUCAACUAACAGAGAAGAGUAAUGUUUACAGUUUUGGAGUUGUGCUUCUAGAGCUAAUUACAAGGAAGACAGCGAUUUAUUCUGAUGUUUCUGAAGAAAAGAAAAGCCUGGCAUCAUCUUUCCUUCUGGCAUUGAAAGAGAGCAGACUUCAAUCUAUCUUGGACAGAAGUAUAUUGGGUGUUGGAAUGGAGCUGCUCCAAGAAGUUGCCCAACUUGCAAAGUGUUGCUUGAGUAUGAAGGGGGAAGAACGGCCAUUAAUGUCAGAAGUGGCUGAAAGGUUGAGAUUUAUACGGAGAACCUCGCGAGAACAAUUGACUGAGAAUGCUAGUGAAGAAACUGAAUGUAUGCUUGAAAACCCAUCGAACUAUGACCCUUCUAGUACUGGGUGCCAUGGAAAUUUGGUGGCACUAGAUUUAGAAAUUGGUAGAUGAUAAAUGUGCAAACACCAAAACUAUAGAUCGUCAUUUUUUUACUGACAUAAAUACCCUGUUACAUGUAACAUUUGUUUUUGGCAUCAAUUCUCAAUAUGAAUGGCAAACUUGUCAGAUUUUGAAGGUACUCCAGCCAGGUUUAGCAACACAAAUUUGUCAUGGAAUUGCUUAUUACAAUUCACA
Molecule: messenger RNA, 2413 nt
Organism: Panicum virgatum (switchgrass)
Lineage: Eukaryota; Viridiplantae; Streptophyta; Magnoliopsida; Poales; Poaceae
Product: wall-associated receptor kinase 2-like
Exons: 3
Coding region: 23-2230 (735 amino acids)
Biological process (GO): protein phosphorylation; cell surface receptor signaling pathway
Cellular component (GO): plasma membrane
Molecular function (GO): ATP binding; protein serine/threonine kinase activity; polysaccharide binding
Source: RefSeq, a predicted model, not a curated record